ACCCAAAUCCAAUUUCACGAACACCUAUUCCAAUUUUCCACCAAACACAAAAAAAGAUCUGUUCUAUAAAAACCCAUCAAAUCUCUCUCCUCUCUUUCAGCAGAGGUACAAUCUCCAUCACAAACCAGAGAGUUAACCCAUUGCCCAUUUUGCCCCCAAUGGCGCUCUCUGCACAGAAUUCUCUCCUCACUAACAAAUCUUCCCUCAUUACCCAAACCCAUUCCCCAAUCCGGGUCAAUCCUUCCUCCCUAACCCUCAGAUCCGUAAUCAAACCCAUUUCCGCCGUCCACUCCGCCGAUUCAUCCAAUUCCAAGACGCCAAUCGCCCCCGCCGCCGCCGCAUCCACAUCCUCCGCCUCCGUCGCCACCGCGGUCGAGACCAACUCCGCUCCGAAGAAAUGGGCGGUGGACAGCUGGAAGUCGAAGAAGGCGCUUCAGCUGCCGGAGUACCCAAACAAGGAGGAUCUCGAUUCGGUCCUGAAAACCCUAGACGAUUUCCCCCCGAUUGUUUUCGCCGGAGAGGCCCGGAAUCUGGAGGAGCGCCUGGGUCAGGCCGCCAUGGGUAAUGCUUUCCUCCUCCAAGGUGGGGACUGCGCCGAGAGCUUUAAGGAGUUCAAUGCCAACAACAUCAGGGACACGUUCAGGAUUCUCCUCCAGAUGGGCGCUGUUCUCAUGUUCGGCGGUCAAGUUCCCGUUAUAAAGGUGGGAAGAAUGGCAGGCCAGUUUGCAAAGCCCAGAUCAGAUCCAUUCGAGGAGCAAAACGGUGUAAAGUUGCCAAGUUACAGAGGAGACAACAUCAAUGGAGAUGCAUUUGAUCUGAAAUCAAGAACCCCUGACCCACACAGGCUGAUCAGAGCUUACUGCCAAUCCGCCGCCACUUUGAAUAAUCAGGCGGAAGUGAGAGCUUUCUUCGAUGUGCACGAGCAAGAAGGAAGUCAUCCAGGAGGAGUGCAUCUCGAGAUGACCGGUCAAAACGUGACGGAAUGCAUCGGAGGGUCAAGAACCGUGACAUUCGAUGACUUGAGCUCUCGUUACCACACCCACUGUGACCCUAGACUUAACGCCUCACAGUCUCUCGAGCUUGCUUUUAUUAUUGCCGAACGCCUUAGAAAGAGGAGGCUCGGUUCUCAGCGCUAGUUUUUCUUGAUUCAAACUUGUCGAAAUUGUGCUGUCGUUGUAUUUUUAAUUUUUUUUUUUUUUUAAAUUAUGAUUUUGGAAGUUUUUUUUAUUUUAGUUUGAAAUUAUGUUGUGUACUGUAUUAUGUGUAUACUGAAAGAGAGUGGAAGGUUUGAGACUCUGAUGAGAGAGUAUUGAGACAUGAAUAAACUGUAUUUCUAUCUUAAUGUUUUGGUAUUGAUUUAUGACUUCUACUCA
This is a messenger RNA of Erythranthe guttata (spotted monkey flower), 1373 nucleotides long. Lineage: Eukaryota; Viridiplantae; Streptophyta; Magnoliopsida; Lamiales; Phrymaceae. The record is from RefSeq and is a predicted model, not a curated record.